Messenger RNA from Ochlerotatus camptorhynchus, 1135 nucleotides. RefSeq lists its product as uncharacterized. Bases 1 to 1092 code for a protein of 363 amino acids. NCBI's taxonomy places the organism in Eukaryota, Metazoa, Arthropoda, Insecta, Diptera, Culicidae. The record is from RefSeq and is a predicted model, not a curated record. The transcript is spliced from 3 exons.
AUGGCUGCCGACGUGGAGAAAAUGUAUCGCAAAAUGCUUCAUUUUGCCAUCAACCGAAGAUUCCUGCGAAUCCGCUUCAGGGCGACGCCCACCGAUCUGGUUUUCACCUAUGAACUGCAGACAAUCACCAAUGAUACUGCGUCUGCUCCGUUCUUGGCCACUAGGACUCUGCAGCAGAUCGCUUUGGAUAAUGGAUACCAACUUGCAGCUGCUGUAGAAGCGGUCAUCCACGAUUUCUACAUCGACGAUUUUCUGUCUGGUGCCGACGAUGUAGAAUCUACCAUCCAGCUUCGCAAGCAGCACGUUCCACCGGAAGAUCUGGCCCUCAAACCUCUACAUGAUCUACAAGAUGAGCAAGCAGUUCCAACUCCCGGUCUCAUCUGGGAACCAUCGAACGACGUACUUCGGGUUAAGGUCCAGCUACCACUUUCUGCUGCGGUCCUGACGAAAUGUAAGAUGACUUCCUACAUCGCUCAAAUCGUCGACCCGCUUGGUCUCAAACUGCUCGCACUCUUGGUCAUCCUGGGAGUUGGCUUUGCCAGCGCCAAUCUGCGCUCGGAGGUCGACCAGCUGCUGGUCUUCUACCCGAUGGAGCAAGUCCGCGAAAUCUACGACUGGUGGAUCACCCACGAUGCCGAAGUUGGAGAGAUCUACGCCUUCAUGCAGAGCAACGAAGCCGACGAUGCCUGGAACGUGCUGAUCGGACAACCGGAAUUGCAGGAAAUCUCCCGUUGGGCUGAGGAACGCGACGUCAUGCUGGCCGAGUAUCUGAACUUCAUUGCCGGCCUUUUCGGCUGGACCCCGAUCCCACGUGCCGUCCGCACCACGGCCGGUCGCUCCUGGUCUUCCAUGAUGGAGGAAAUCCGUGCCGUCACCGAUACCGAUGGUGCCGUCGCUCUGGCCAACCAGUUCAUUGCCACCCCCGGAAGCGAAUUCGCUGAGCUGUACCGCAUGACCCAGGAUGCCCGCCCGGCUUUCACCCGCACCAUUGAGGAUCAGGCUGUGCUGCGGUGGUCCGCCCAGCUGCGUGCCUUCGGUGUUGACAUCGAUGGUACCAUUGCCCGUCUGCGAAACUUUUUCCAGUGGAACUAAAUUUUACUACUUCGAUGGAUCAAUAAAAUUUGAAGAUGGCUAA